Molecule: messenger RNA, 4286 nt
Organism: Oncorhynchus kisutch (coho salmon)
Lineage: Eukaryota; Metazoa; Chordata; Actinopteri; Salmoniformes; Salmonidae
Product: calcineurin subunit B type 1
Exons: 6
Coding region: 218-730 (170 amino acids)
Molecular function (GO): calcium ion binding
Source: RefSeq, a predicted model, not a curated record
UACCUUGUCCCUCCUCCUCGUUACUGACCCGCCCUGCGGGUUUCCCUGUGCCACUGCGGUGAAACCAACUGUAAAAGAGGAUCUGGUUAAAAAAGUAAACAACAACCUGAAUAUCACGAGCGCCGUGUUUUGUAAUUGCGAGACCCCCAGUUUAUAUAGUUUUUUUUCUUUUCGUUCACAUCUCCGGGUCAACCUAUUUCAUCAUCCAACCGGCAAAAUGGGAAAUGAGGCAAGUUACCCCCUGGAAAUGUGCUCGCAUUUCGAUGCUGAUGAGAUUAAGCGUCUGGGAAAGAGGUUUAAGAAACUGGACCUUGAUAACUCUGGGUCCCUUAGCGUGGAGGAGUUCAUGUCCCUCCCUGAACUCCAGCAGAACCCGCUGGUCCAGAGGGUCAUCGACAUCUUCGACACCGAUGGAAACGGAGAGGUGGACUUCAAGGAAUUCAUUGAGGGAGUCUCACAAUUCAGUGUCAAGGGGGACAAGGAGUCAAAACUUCGGUUUGCCUUCCGGAUCUACGACAUGGACAAGGAUGGCUACAUCUCCAACGGAGAGCUCUUCCAGGUGCUGAAGAUGAUGGUAGGAAACAAUCUGAAGGACACCCAGCUGCAGCAGAUCGUGGACAAGACCAUCAUCAACGCAGACAAGGACGGAGACGGCAGGAUAUCCUUUGAAGAGUUCUGCUUAGUGGUGGGUGGCCUUGACAUACACAAAAAGAUGGUGGUAGACGUGUGAGCAUGUCCCUCCGCUCCUCUCCCUCCCCUCUGCUUUCUUCUCCAUCGGUCUCUGAAGAUCUGCUCAAGACGUCUGGCAAACACUUCGUGUAUCAAUGGAAGUAUUCUCUCUCCCCGUGAAGCCACUUUUUUCCCCUAAACAAGCCACAAGCUUUGCGAAGCCAAUUUAGUUGUGUUAUUGAACUCCGAUCCUCUCGAUAACCUGAAGGACAGCUAUUUUGAGGGAGGGAGGGGAAAGGUUGGCUUGACUAUAUUUUGUCCCCCAAAAAUUGUAAUGUUAUUUUUUUUUUAAAUAUUUAUUUUUGUUCUGGUCUCUUUUUUUUAUAGACGAAGUAUAUCUAUAAAUGUAUAUUUAGUGGGGAAAUGUGUCAUUAUCUGAGGUGUUGCGUUUAAAUAAUAUACUUGAUUUGGGUUACAAUUCAAAACGUAGGGUAUAAAGUGCCAACCAGGACAUAUGGUAUUGUUAUUAUUAAGUAUCCACCAUUGCGGUCAGUGAUGGACUGGUCUGUGAUGAGUCAAAUGCUCGCUGCAAGAUCACUAAUGGUCAGCUGCAAAUUUCAUUUUCUAAAAUAAACAGCUGUUUCUUUUGCACUAUUUGACUCCUGAGCAGGUUGGAUUAGAUCAAUUAAGACAUUUGACUCUUGAGCAGGUUGGAUUAGAUCAAUUAAGACAUUUGACUCUUGAGCAGGUUGGAUUAGAUCAAUUAAGACAUUUGACUCUUGAGCAGGUUGGAUUAGAUAAAUUAAAACAUUUGACUCUUGAGCAGGUUGGAUUAGAUCAAUUAAGACAUUUGACUCUUGAGCAGGUUGGAUUAGAUAAAUUAAAACAUUUGACUCUUGAGCAGGUUGGAUUAGAUCAAUUAAAACAUUUGACUCUUGAGCAGGUUGGAUUAGAUCAAUUAAGACAUUUGACUCUUGAGCAGGUUGGAUUAGAUCAAUUAAGACAUUUGACUCUUGAGCAGGUUGGAUUAGAUCAAUUAAGACAUUUGACUCUUGAGCAGGUUGGAUUAGAUCAAUUAAGACAUUUGACUCUUGAGCAGGUUGGAUUAGAUCAAUUAAGACAUUUGACUCUUGAGCAGGUUGGAUUAGAUCAAUUAAGACAUUUGACUCUUGAGCAGGUUGGAUUAGAUCAAUUAAGACAUUUGACUCUUGAGCAGGUUGGAUUAGAUCAAUUAAGACAUUUGACUCUUGAGCAGGUUGGAUUAGAUCAAUUAAGACAUUUGACUCUUGAGCAGGUUGGAUUAGAUAAAUUAAGACAUUUGACUCUUGAGCAGGUUGGAUUAGAUAAAUUAAGACAUUUGACUCUUGAGCAGGUUGGAUUAGAUAAAUUAAGACAUUUGACUCUUGAGCAGGUUGGAUUAGAUAAAUUAAGACAUUUGACUCUUGAGCAGGUUGGAUUAGAUACAUUAAGACAUUUGACUCUUGAGCAGGUUGGAUUAGAUACAUUAAGACAUUUGACUCUUGAGCAGGUUGGAUUAGAUACAUUAAGACAUUUGACUCUUGAGCAGGUUGGAUUAGAUAAAUUAAGACAUUUGACUCUUGAGCAGGUUGGAUUAGAUAAAUUAAGACAUUUGACUCUUGAGCAGGUUGGAUUAGAUCAAUUAAGACAUUUGACUCUUGAGCAGGUUGGAUUAGAUAAAUUAAGACAUUUGACUCUUGAGCAGGUUGGAUUAGAUAAAUUAAGACAUUUGACUCUUGAGCAGGUUGGAUUAGAUCAAUUAAGACAUUUGACUCUUGAGCAGGUUGGAUUAGAUAAAUUAAGACAUUUGACUCUUGAGCAGGUUGGAUUAGAUACAUUAAGACAUUUGACUCUUGAGCAGGUUGGAUUAGAUACAUUAAGCUUCCGAUCACAUUAAACCUGUUGGAAGUUUAGAGUGAUGGGCUGUUUUAUUAUAUGUUCAUACUUUGAGAUUAUUACUCUAAGCGUAGAGAUAGAUGCCAAGAAAGUGAUGUCCUGGUAUACUUAUUUGUAUUUUACUUACUUUAACGACACGUUUUUACGUUGAACCAUAUGACAAUCCCCCAAUGCAAAAUAAAUGGGCGGCAGGUAGCCUAGCAGUCAGAGGCGAGCCAGCAACCGGAGGGUUGCUAGUUUGAAUCCCGGGUCUGACGGGAAAAAUCUGAAGGGAAGUGAGCUGGUAACCAGAGGGUUGCUGCUGGUGUCAAAUCCUAGAUGGCAUAACCUGCCGUUGUACCCUUGAGCAAGACCCUUAACAACCCCCCCACAGCAACUGCUCCAUGGGCGCCGUAGUAUGGCAGAGUCCCCUGCUCUAACCUGUGUGUGUCUUGGGAUAAAGUCAAAUGUUCUGUUGCACCUUGUGUACAAUCGAACGUAUAAAAGAAUCUUGUUCAAAAAAAUAAUAAUAAUCUCUUUAACAUGGACCAUCUAUGUAUUUGUAUUUUAUAUCUUAAACUGAGGAAUAUCCUAAAAUAUCGAGAUGAGAAAGAUUUAAUGAAUGUCAGUGAGUUAUUGAGGGAAUAUAGAAUGUUCUGGCAUGUUAUUGAGGCUCAACUGCAGGCAGCAUAGUAACUGUAUAUUAGGUCAAUGUUUGCUCAUCUUAGUAGAGAGAGAGGCUGCAGCAGCCAAUGUCAAACCCACCCCCCAUCAGUAGUGCAUUUACAGUACAGGGUUCUUUCUAAUGCAACAACAGAGUUACUCGUAAACGUUUGACAUGAUCAAUGGACAUACGGUACAUUUGAGAGUACAUUAGAAAGUGAAGAUUUAAGAACCUAUCACGAUCGCCUCAUCGGUCCUCUCCCUCUGUGGUAUUCACAGUAGGGAGACUGACACAAGUUUAUGGUGAAAUGGGCAUCCCGAGAAUAUAAAUGUAACAAAAUGGCGGCGGGUUGUAUUUUAAUGAUUUGAUAGUUGGUUUGGAAACCAUUGUUUUUAGUGAGACGUCUCAAAUGCCUCCCUGCAUAGUGUACUACUUUUUAACCAGGGCCCAUAGCGCAGGUCAAAAUGAGUGCAUCAUAUAUAGGGCACUGUACAAGUGGCUUUUCUUGGGCCUCCUAUGUUUGCAUGAUGAUUUUCCUUGUGCAUGUAGAUGAUCCAUUUAAAUAAUCCUCGUUAAAACACGUGAAUGGUGAGGUCAGUAAAAACUAUAUUUAAUAAUCUACUGGGAAACAUAUUGGAUUUUGUCCUAACUUUGUUAAAUGUUCACAUUAUGGAGCAGUAAUCCAAACGAACUGAACUACAUGUUAACUUUGUAUUCACCCCCCCCCCCCCCCCCGGAUCAGCGCGAUGAGGAUUCUUUUCCUGUAAAAAGCUGGUCCCAAAGUCAACUGCCACUCACUGUACUCGACACAGUUUUGUAUAGAAGCUUUCCAUUCCGUUAUCAAAUAUAGUUCAGAUUUUUAGUUCUGCAAGUACUACUUUCUCUAUUUUCUUUGAAGGGGACUCGGUGCUCUUUUAGUUUUGUGUGGAAACUGAAACGGUUAAGUUUGACUAAUAGUUAUUCUCCCCUUUCUCUGCAUGGUGCAUCUGAUGCUGUGGGACUGUUGGAAACUUGAUAUUGUAUGAAAAUUUAAAAAAUAAAACACUUUGAAACAUUUUAA